This is a messenger RNA of Saccostrea cuccullata (small rock oyster), 1494 nucleotides long. RefSeq names its product fibrinogen C domain-containing protein 1-B-like. Lineage: Eukaryota; Metazoa; Mollusca; Bivalvia; Ostreida; Ostreidae. Bases 64 to 1377 code for a protein of 437 amino acids. The transcript has 5 exons. The record is from RefSeq and is a predicted model, not a curated record.
CCCCACAUUAUUUUGUCAAAAUAUAAAUCUCGCGUUUAUUAGAAGAAAUAUUUCAUUCUUUACAUGCAAGCGAUUGAGACCCAUCUUACAAAAAUGUAUAUUCUACGGAGUUUAUGUAUAUUGCUUUGGCUGAAUGUAUCAUUAAGUGGACAAGUCUCUGCUGUCAGUGACAUUCUAGAGAAAUCUAUUUUGGACGGAAGUACGACGUCCGGAGGAAAAGUGUCCAGUGUUUUACGGGACAUUCUGAACCAGGAGAGCUUAGUGAGGUUUUCUAUGGUUCAGAGAAUCCAGAACUUGGUCAUGGACGUUAUAGACAACAAAAACAACUCUCAGGUAGUGAAGCAAAAAAUGAAAAUCUUGACCAAGGAGUUGAAAAAAUUGGAUAGAAGAGACAACGGUAUAGAAACCGAGGUUACAAAACUUAAACAGGUGUUGACCACAUUGAAUUCUACUUAUAAAGCCUUACUUGAAGACGUUAAGCAAUUAAAAAAUGGAGAAUCGGACGUCCGAAAUAAAAACCAAGAAUUGUCAAAAGAAAAUGACUUCUUUAGAAAACAAUUAAAUGAUGUCAAAAACAGUCUGAGAGUUAUCAACGGUUCUGUGUAUGAGGAGAUAGAAAAUUCCAUAAAGACUGUUUCUGUAUCUAUCAAUGAGACCAUGGACGGGUUACUUGAGGAUCAUAAAGUUCUAAAUCAGCAAGUUUUAAGCCUGUCCUCUUCACUGACCACAGGUCUGAUCCACAGGAAUUGCUAUGAAAUGCUGAUAAAAAAUCCAAUUCUGAAAGGAAAAAAUGGUGUCUAUAGUAUUGCAGUUGGUUUAAAAAACACUUCAGUUUAUUGUGACAUGACCACAGACGGGGGCGGCUGGACGGUUAUACAGAAGAGAAUAGACGGAUCAACUGAUUUCUAUCGAACUUGGAAAGAGUACAAAAAAGGUUUUGGGGAUCCAAAGAACAACUACUGGAUUGGGAAUGAUGCAAUUCAUGCAUUAACCAAAGAUCAGGACCAGGAACUGCGAGUAGAUCUCCAGAGAUUUAAUGGGGACACAGCGUAUGCUGAAUAUUCCAUGUUUUAUAUAGGAAACGAAGCUGCUAAAUACCAGCUCACCGUAUCCGGGUACACAGGAACUGCAGGUGACAGUUUCACUUAUCACAAUGGUAAUGAAUUUAGUACAAAGGAUCAGGAUAAUGACCUGGACAGUCGUGACUGUGCUGUACAAUUCCACGGUGCCUGGUGGUACUACGACUGUCACCGCUCAAACCUUAAUGGGGAGUACGCUCGUUAUGCUCUUUUUGAUUGGAAAUACCCGACAUGGAAGCGCUGGAAGUUUAACGAAGCAUUAAAACUGACUCAGAUGAUGAUCAGACACAGAAACUGAGUCAGAUUGUCAUCAGCUAUAAGAUUAUUCCUAUUAAAUCUUUAUAUUACCUACAAAAAUGAUUAUUAAAUGUAUUAACAGCUAGCAUGCCUUUAUAACAUAUUGUUUUCAUGUUAA